UUUCUCAGUGUUCUCUAUUCUCCUGGUGGCCCAUACUCAAUACAUCUAAUGGAUGACAUGGAGUUGGUCAGUGUUGGAAGCUGAGGACUUGUUGAGAGGGUUGGUGUAUGCGCAUGGAAGCUAGACAAGUGGAAACACCUGGACAUACUGUUGUAGCAGGGACAUUACAUCAGUGUUACGUUUAGUGUCAAACAAGAAAAACUGGGAAGUGGACCCAAAUACAGACUAGCAGGCAGAGCUGGUGCAGAUAGAUGAUUUAAUAAAUUUCACAAUUGCUCACACAGGAAUUAAGGCAGACAGAAAUGAACCAACCAGGAGAGCAGUCUGAACAGGCAAUAGAGUCCAAAGUAAAACAGACAAAAUCCAAAAUUCACAAGACAUGGGGAAAAAGUCCACACAAACACAAGGGACAAAGAACAUGCCCCUUGAUACAAAGUACUACAACAAUCUGACCCAGAACAGCAGGAGACACAGACUUAAAUACACACAGCUAGGGGAGACAAUGAGACACAGGUGGAAUCAGUAAGGGCAAGCGAACUAAUCACAAGCAGGAAGUAAAACUACACAAGACACAUGAGAGAGAACUCUUACCAAAAUGACAGGAAAUAACAGAACACAAACCCAAAACCAUGACAAUCAGAGGGAACCCACAGGAUCACACAAUGCAUCUUGUUGACUGGUUUCUGACAAUAGACAAUUUUAGCUGGCAAUGCACCAGUGUUUUACAGCUUUAGGUGCAAAGAGUAUGAGGCUGUCUUAACCACCAGCAGCUGGACAGAGAGAACAAGUGCAAGGAGGCCAGCUCAAAAGUGCUACAGCACAUUGAGACACAGUUUAGCCUGGCCACUCUCCCUGCAGGGACCACUCCAGGCACCCAUUGUUCCUCUAAGUAAACUUACAGACAGAUGCCCUGGCUGCACCCCAGUGUGGGAGAGAGCGCAAAGAGUCAGGAGGAGGGAGAUAUUUAGCGACUGCAGAGAGCAAGCAGACAAUACGAACCUGGAAACACUGCAGGCUAGCUUCAUCCCCAGCACCUCUGCAUCCUCUUCGGUCUGCUGCCUGUCUGCUUGUUGUCACUGUGGAGUGGAGGUCUGAUGUUCUGACACGAUGCUGCUGCUGAUAUCACUGCUGCUUAGCGGACUCGACUGCUUGCUGGGAGCUCCGACAGGUCGAGAAGUAUACAGGAUGCCACCGAGUGCGCUCAAAGCUCUGUCUGAUCGUGGCACUGUGGUUCUAGAGGCGGCCAUGACUAGUGCCCUGUCUGCUGUCGAGCGUGCAUCAUCUGAGAGGAGUCGGGCUGAAGCAGGCUGCCGGGGCUGUGUUCCCUGUUUGUUUCAGGACUGUGGACAGCUGUCUGGGUCCUGCUCAUCUCCUGCCAAUGCCUUAUCAGAGCCCAGCUGUGAUGUCAUCAGUAAGGCCCAGAAGCUUCAAGAUGAAGCUGAGCGGAGUUGGGCUCUGAGCCAGGCCUGUGCCUACUAUCAGCAUCGCUGCCCACCUGGUGAACUGGACAAGGAGAGCUGCAUCAGGAUCAUGGGUGAGAGUUGCAGCGCCCGUGUCCUCCAGUGCAGCCUGCUUAACACAAUGCAGAACCUGGAACCUGCUACACAGACGCAUGCACAGGCAGUGUGUGGUCAGAGGUCGUCCACAGUGCACAACAUCACACAGCCUCGCUCCAGGAUUGUGGGCGGCUCCCCUGCUCCUCCAGGCAGCUGGCCAUGGCUGGUCAACCUCCAGCUAGAUGGUGGCCUGAUGUGUGGAGGGGUCCUGGUGGACAGCUCUUGGGUGGUCACUGCUGCUCAUUGUUUUGCUGGCAGCCGUAGUGAGAGCUACUGGACAGCCGUGGUGGGAGAGUUUGACAUCACCAAGACUGACCCUGAUGAGCAGGUUCUCAAAGUGAACCGCAUCAUCCCUCAUCCUAAGUUCAACCCAAAGACAUUCAACAAUGAUAUAGCCCUGGUGGAGCUGACAUCUCCAGUGGUCCUGUCCGACCGCGUCACCCCGGUGUGUCUCCCCUCUGGCAUGGAGCCCCCUACUGGUAGUCCAUGUCUGGUGGCAGGCUGGGGCUCUCUCUAUGAGGAUGGCCCGUCUGCUGACGUGGUGAUGGAGGCCAAGGUGCCCCUGCUGCCUCAGAGCACCUGUAAGAGUGCCCUUGGUAAAGAACUGGUCACCAAUACUAUGCUGUGUGCUGGCUAUCUCUCCGGAGGCAUAGACUCCUGUCAGGGAGAUUCUGGAGGCCCCCUGAUCUACCAGGAUCGAAUUUCAGGUCGGUUCCAGCUCUACGGCAUUACCUCUUGGGGAGACGGCUGUGGGGAGAAGGGGAAGCCUGGAGUCUACACGCGAGUGUCUGCUUUCUCUGACUGGAUUCAGGCUGAGAUACAAAAAUCAUUUGGAAGCAGGGAGCCAACGUGUCCGGAGCUUCUAAAGACAACAGAAAUGACGGAGGAGGAACAGAGGUCGGAGUUCAGCUCUCUCUGUCACUUCUAUACCCUGACCUGCUCCCCUGGUCAGUCUUCCAGUGCUUGUGGCCGAAUGGCCUAUGACAAGUGCCUCACCCGCUUCAAGAAAUGUCAGUUGCGUUCGUUCCUGCAGACUCUGCUGGACUUGCUCCAAAGGGCCGAGGACUACAUCAGGGACAAAGUCGACUUGACCUUCUUCACCCAGACUCUGCCUCAGCUGGUGGAGCACAUCUACAGCACAGCUUUCACUCACACCAGAGAGAGGAGGGACCUGGGCCAGAGCCAUGGUCUCACAAAGAUUGAAGAACAGCUAGGUGGCGCUGUGGUGCCAACAGAGCAGGGUCCUCCACCAGUUCCUCCAGCCUUAUUUGGAGAGGUGGGACCCUCAGUGGAUGACUGGGAGAAAUACCUGAGAAACAUGGCUGAGGACAUGGACACAUCCACAGACAUCUCUUCCACACUAACGAGACAGGAGGACAACCUUUUCUUACAGACAGAGGAUUCCUCAGUACAUCAGCUUGAGGGAGAAUUUCGAUCUGUUAUCUCAGCUCUUCGCUCCAAAUUGGACUCCAGAGCUGCUCCUCCCAUCCUGCACUUGGACACAGUCUACCUCCAGGAGGAGUCUCCCAACAGUCCCCCUUUUCCUACUUCUUCCACUGUCCACAUGGGUCACUCCUCCUCCUCCCAGGAAUGCCAGCAACCCUGGUCACUUCUAACAGCCCUGAUGAAUGAAAUUCAGAAAUUAAGCACACAAGAUGACAUUGUGACAGAAGAUCCAUCACAAAGUGAAACCUCAUCCAAUAGAGACACUUCUCCUGAUUCAAAAUGGAGUGCAACGUCGGAGGAUUUGAUCUUUGAUGAGACUGGAGACAAAACAGAAUUGAAAUCUUCAGCGUUACCGCUUCCAGUGCUGUCAACAACUGUCGUUGAGCCGGUCACUGAGGGUGCUCACACAGAGACGACCGGUGACCCCAGGCAAACUGUGCAUGCUGUAAAGACUUUAAGUCUUCACAGAAAAUACAGGAGCCUUCUUCGCAAGAGGCAGAUACCUGGGGCCAGUGGGAAAAUUUGUCCUGGAGUGAGAGAGUCCUCACAGCAAGUCAGCCAAGUCAGAGACUCUUACAGCUGGGUGUUAAGCAUCCCAAGCAAAAACCUACGCAUGAACUUCCAAGAGGUGUUAGUUGAUCUAAGCUCCAAGAAUGAUCGAGGACUUUACCAGGCGCGGGUCAGAGCAGUAGUGGGAGGACGACCUUUGACCUUCUACAGUCUUGUGGGCCUAGAGAAUGAGUCAUUCUACCGCAGUGUGCCAAGGAUCAUCGCUUUGGCACUGGAGGCACUCAAGACUUAACUUUAUCAUAACAUCAAGUGAGAUGACAUGAACAAUACAAGAAAGACUUAAAUGAGAAAUGAUAGCACAGAGACUCUCAAAGAGACCUGUCUGAAAAGCACCAGAAACCCUCUCAUCAUGGGACAGAGAGAUGCGCAUAAAACGCACACUCACACGAACUUUACUUCUGCUGCCGUCUCCUGUGAAAAGCAUUUUUUUUCCCCAUCUGAGUGCCUGACUUUGGCUCUAAAUGAAAACACAACCAUGAAUGUAUCAAUCCAACUAUCGACCACCCACCAUGCA
Molecule: messenger RNA, 4086 nt
Organism: Siniperca chuatsi (mandarin fish)
Lineage: Eukaryota; Metazoa; Chordata; Actinopteri; Centrarchiformes; Sinipercidae
Gene: prss56
Product: serine protease 56
Exons: 17
Coding region: 1108-3804 (898 amino acids)
Biological process (GO): proteolysis
Molecular function (GO): serine-type endopeptidase activity
Source: RefSeq, a predicted model, not a curated record